Molecule: messenger RNA, 2148 nt
Organism: Prorocentrum cordatum
Lineage: Eukaryota; Dinophyceae; Prorocentrales; Prorocentraceae
Source: the annotation of a GenBank genome assembly
GAGCCAUCGCAGCACCAGCCACACAUCCAGCCACAGCCAUAUGUCCGUAUGACGUCGCAAGCAGGCACGUCCUUGACUGCAGCGUGCCCGACGACCAUUGCUCUCGGGGAGUCUGACCGGUCGGCACUGGCGAGAUACUUGGCGGACUCGCAAUGUGCUGCAGGGGAUGCACGUGAUGUGCUUGUGGAGCCUCGAGCACGCGCGCCAGAUAAAGUCGAGCUUGCAUCCAAUGCGGCCGCGCUGAAGGCAGAACUGUCGCGGCUCUCGCAACUGCCAGGCCACGCUCGUAUGAUGCAGGUGAGACACACACUACCCAUGUACGACCACCGAGCAGAGUUUUUAGAGUCUGUGAGCUCCCACGACGUUACGAUCGUGCAGGGCGCCACAGGCUGUGGAAAGAGCACUCAGGUCCCGCAGCUGCUGCUCGCAGACGCUGCUGCUCGUGAUCUCGCGUGCCGCGUCAUCGUCGCGCAGCCACGGCGCCUGGCAGCAACGGCGCUGGCGGACCGCGUGGCUGCGGAGCUGGUGGACGAUGCGGGUGUGGGCGGUCUGUGCGGGUAUCGCAUCCAGGCGCCUGCGUCGCGGGUUAGUCCGUCGACCGCAAUUACCUUUGUGACGACGGGACUAUUGCUAAGGCACCUUGAGUCUGAGCCUCGACUGCCCUCUUUCUCGCACGUGGUCGUCGACGAGGUGCACGAGCGCUCCGUUGACGUUGACCUCUUGCUUCUCGGACUGCGUCGGGCGCUUGCUCGUGUCGCACACCCCUUCCCCAAGGUCAUCCUGAUGUCCGCCACCGCGGACGUCGACACCCUGAGCGCGUACUUCGGCGGCGAGGCCGCCCGCCCGAGGAGCGUCGGCGUGUGCACCGUGCCCGGGCGCACGUUCCCCGUGCAGGAGCGCUUCCUCGAGGAGGCCCUCGAGGCGAGCGGCUACCUCUGCGCCGCCUCGUCCGCCUGGGCCCGCGAGGCCCCGCUGCCAGAGGAGCCCUCACAGAGCGACAGGGCGAUCGCCGCCUCCGCGGCCGCUGCCGCAGAGGCCGCGGCCCGGGCCGCCGCCGACGAGGCCGCCGCGGGGACCACGACCGCGGCCAAGGCCGAGAUCCUCGCCGUGCGGGCGAAGAAGCUCGCGAACGCGGCCUCGGCGUCCCACGCCGUAGGGGCCAUUGGCGCGGCGGCCUCCGAUUGGCUCCGGUCGCUUGGCGCAAGCGGAACACAGAGUUUGUACCCGUCUGGCACGGUUGCGCGCUCGCUCCGCGCGAUGGAUCUCUCGGUUGUGAACGAGGAGUUGGUGGAGGCUCUUGUCUGCAUGCAUCACUCGUCAGGCGACGGUGGCGGCGGCGGUGGUGAUGGCGCCAUCCUCGUCUUCUUGCCUGGCGUGCGUGAGAUUGACGACAUGCUGUGUGCGCUGGAGCGCUGUCCCGCAGCGCGGCGAGGUGGCCUGAAGGUGCUGCCGCUGCACUCGCAGCUCUCCGCCGCCGACCAGCGUGCCGCGUUUGCCCGCCCCCCUGGAGGAGUGACGAAGGUGGUGCUCGCCACGGACAUCGCCGAGACAUCGGUGACUAUCCCCGACGUCACCUGCGUCAUCGACGGCGGCCUUCACCGCACCGUCGUCUGCGACGAGCGCACCGGCGUCGGCCACCUGCACACCGCGCGAACCUCUCUGGCGGCCGCGAAGCAGCGCGCUGGCCGCGCGGGCCGCGUCCGCCCAGGCGUUUGCUACCAUCUCUAUAGCUGGGGUCCGAGGGCGCCAUGGCCCCAGCGCCGGCGCCGGAGAUCCUGUGCGCGCCGCUGGAGCCCCUGUGCCUGCGGCUGCGGCUCCUGGUGGACGAUGGCCGGCCGCUGGAGCAGGUGCUCGCCGAGGCCCUCUCGCCGCCCGAGCCGCAGGCCGUCGCGCGGGCGGGCGCCUCGCUGGUGGCGCUGGGGGCGCUGCGCCCGGGCGACCUCGCGCUGACGCCCCUCGGGCGCCGCCUCGCGGCGUUGCCGGUGGAGCCGCGCUGCGGGAAGGCGCUGCUGUGCGCGGCGGCGCUGGGCUGCCUGUCGCCGGUGGCGCUGGUCGUCAGGGGAGGAAGGGGUGCCGACAUCGGUGCCCCUCCCUCGCGUUCGCCUUGUCGGGCCUCCUGGGAGGCCUUCGUCGCCAUGGCUGGAUUCG